Ictidomys tridecemlineatus (thirteen-lined ground squirrel) is the source of this 3249-nucleotide messenger RNA. The record is from RefSeq and is a predicted model, not a curated record. NCBI's taxonomy places the organism in Eukaryota, Metazoa, Chordata, Mammalia, Rodentia, Sciuridae.
GACCUUGCUGGGGGGCGGGGCAGGGCCAUGACUCCUUGCUCUCCCCACAGAAACGCUGAUGGACUCCACUACGGCGACGGCAGAGCUGGGCUGGAUGGUGCAUCCCCCAUCAGGGUGGGAAGAGGUGAGCGGCUACGACGAGAACAUGAACACCAUCCGGACGUACCAGGUGUGCAACGUCUUUGAGUCCAGCCAGAACAACUGGCUGCGGACCAAGUUCAUCCGGCGCCGCGGCGCCCACCGCAUCCACGUGGAGAUGAAGUUCUCCGUGCGCGACUGCAGCAGCAUCCCCAGCGUGCCCGGCUCCUGCAAGGAGACCUUCAACCUCUACUACUACGAGGCCGACUUUGACUCGGCCACCAAGACCUUCCCCAACUGGAUGGAGAAUCCCUGGGUGAAGGUGGAUACCAUUGCCGCCGACGAGAGCUUCUCCCAGGUGGACCUGGGUGGCCGGGUCAUGAAGAUCAACACCGAGGUGCGCAGCUUCGGGCCCGUGGCCCGCAAUGGCUUCUACCUGGCCUUCCAGGACUACGGCGGCUGCAUGUCCCUCAUUGCUGUGCGCGUCUUCUACCGCAAGUGCCCGCGCGUCAUCCAGAACGGCGCCAUCUUCCAGGAGACCCUGUCAGGGGCUGAGAGCACGUCGCUGGUGGCUGCCCGGGGCAGCUGCAUUGCCAACGCGGAGGAGGUGGACGUGCCCAUCAAGCUCUACUGCAACGGGGACGGCGAGUGGCUGGUGCCCAUCGGCCGCUGCAUGUGCAAAGCGGGCUUCGAGGCCGUGGAGAACGGCACCGUCUGCCGAGGUUGUCCCUCAGGAACCUUCAAGGCCAACCAAGGGGACGAGGCCUGCACGCACUGCCCCAUCAACAGCCGGACCACCUCGGAAGGGGCCACCAACUGUGUCUGCCGCAAUGGCUACUACAGAGCCGACCUGGACCCCCUGGACAUGCCCUGCACAACCAUCCCCUCCGCCCCCCAGGCUGUGAUCUCCAGUGUCAACGAGACCUCCCUCAUGCUGGAGUGGACCCCUCCGCGCGACUCCGGGGGCCGCGAGGAUCUGGUCUACAACAUCAUCUGCAAGAGCUGCGGCUCCGGCCGGGGCGCCUGCACCCGCUGUGGGGACAACGUGCAGUACGCGCCCCGCCAGCUGGGCCUGACGGAGCCGCGCAUCUACAUCAGCGACCUGCUGGCCCACACCCAGUACACCUUCGAGAUCCAGGCCGUGAAUGGCGUCACCGACCAGAGCCCCUUCUCGCCCCAGUUCGCCUCGGUGAACAUCACCACCAACCAAGCAGCGCCGUCGGCCGUGGCCAUCAUGCAUCAGGUGAGCCGCACCGUGGACAGCAUCACCCUGUCGUGGUCCCAGCCAGACCAGCCCAACGGCGUGAUCCUGGACUACGAGCUGCAGUACUAUGAGAAGGAGCUCAGUGAGUACAACGCCACAGCCAUAAAAAGUCCCACCAACACAGUCACCGUGCAGGGCCUCAAAGCCGGCGCCAUCUAUGUCUUCCAGGUGCGGGCACGCACCGUGGCCGGCUAUGGGCGCUACAGUGGCAAGAUGUACUUCCAGACCAUGACAGAAGCCGAGUACCAGACGAGCAUCCAGGAGAAGCUGCCCCUGGUCAUCGGCUCCUCGGCCGCCGGCCUGGUCUUCCUCAUCGCCGUGGUUGUCAUCGCCAUCGUGUGCAACAGAAGACGGGGGUUUGAGCGCGCCGACUCCGAGUACACGGACAAGCUGCAGCACUACACCAGCGGCCACAUGACCCCAGGCAUGAAGAUCUACAUUGACCCUUUCACCUACGAGGACCCCAAUGAGGCAGUGCGGGAGUUCGCCAAGGAAAUCGACAUCUCCUGCGUCAAAAUCGAGCAGGUGAUCGGAGCAGGGGAGUUUGGUGAGGUCUGCAGUGGCCACCUGAAGCUGCCGGGCAAGAGGGAGAUCUUCGUGGCCAUCAAGACGCUCAAGUCGGGCUACACGGAGAAGCAGCGGCGGGACUUCCUGAGCGAGGCCUCCAUCAUGGGCCAGUUCGACCACCCCAACGUCAUCCACCUGGAGGGCGUCGUCACCAAGAGCACCCCUGUGAUGAUCAUCACCGAGUUCAUGGAGAACGGCUCCCUGGACUCCUUCCUCAGGCAAAACGACGGGCAGUUCACUGUCAUCCAGCUGGUGGGCAUGCUGCGGGGCAUCGCCGCGGGCAUGAAGUACCUCGCAGACAUGAACUACGUCCACCGCGACCUGGCCGCCCGCAACAUCCUGGUCAACAGCAACCUGGUCUGCAAGGUGUCCGACUUCGGGCUCUCACGCUUCCUAGAGGACGACACCUCAGACCCCACCUACACCAGCGCCUUGGGUGGAAAGAUCCCCAUCCGUUGGACAGCUCCGGAAGCCAUCCAGUACCGGAAGUUUACCUCAGCCAGCGACGUGUGGAGCUACGGAAUCGUCAUGUGGGAGGUGAUGUCCUACGGGGAGCGGCCCUACUGGGACAUGACCAACCAGGACGUCAUCAACGCCAUCGAGCAGGACUACCGGCUACCACCGCCCAUGGACUGCCCGAGCGCCCUGCACCAGCUCAUGCUGGACUGCUGGCAGAAGGACCGCAACCACAGGCCCAAAUUCGGCCAGAUCGUCAACACGCUGGACAAGAUGAUCCGCAACCCCAACAGCCUCAAAGCCAUGGCGCCCCUCUCCUCUGGCGUCAACCUGCCGCUGCUGGACCGCACGAUCCCCGACUACACCAGCUUUAACACGGUGGACGAGUGGCUGGAGGCCAUCAAGAUGGGGCAGUACAAGGAGAGCUUCGCCAACGCCGGCUUCACCUCCUUCGAUGUUGUGUCUCAGAUGAUGAUGGAGGACAUCCUCCGGGUUGGGGUCACCCUGGCUGGCCACCAGAAAAAAAUCCUGAACAGUAUCCAGGUGAUGCGGGCACAGAUGAACCAGAUUCAGUCUGUGGAGGUGUGACGCUCGCCUGCCUCGGCUCGCCUCUGCCUCCGGGCCGCCCCCUCCGCCCCACACGCCGGCCGCCCAGGUGCCCCGUCUACUGCAGGGUCAGCCACCUGCCAGGAGGCCGCGGGCGACAAGGAAGAACAAGCAGCGCUCUAGGACGUCACCAAGAACACGUACAACUCAAACGAUGGAAAAAAAAAGGGAAAUGGGGGAAGGCAUCUAGAUCUGGGGGGGCGGGACGUACAGGAAUAUUUUUGAAAGAGGAUUCUCACGAGGAAAUCGACGACGGUUCUUGGGGGAAAAAAAAAAAA